AUGACGAAAUAUGCGAAACAUGUAAGAUUUUACAUUAUAAAUUUCAAAAAAAAAAGAAAUUUUUUUCAGAUUCAUUAUUUUUGCACAGUUAGUCUGUAUAUAAUUUUUAUCCUAUGUAUUUUUAUGAAUUUUUAUGUUUUAUUGAGUCGCGAAGAUACAAUAUAUUAUUUGAGAAUGUAUGAUUGUGUAGUUGCCCUAUUGAUGUUAACAUGCGGUGUAGUUCAAAUCGAAUUUCUCAUCAGAACUAAACAUCUUCCAAAAUUAGAUGAACCUCACGCAAUUCCCGAUCCUGCGCUAAUCGGAGCUAUCGCUUUAACCAUCGGAAUUAUGCUUGGAUAUUUAUAUUUUAUCGUUUUUCAAUAUGCUUUUGCAUCAUGUGACAAAUUAGUUGAUGCACUUUAUCCAUCUGAACGUUAUUUAGAAGCUUUUUAUGAUUUAUUGAUGGCCGCAUUCUCGGGGAUUUCUUUGAUUUAUAUCCUACAUCGACGAUAUUAUGGGGCAAUUGGCACGAAUUUGGAUAAAGUUGCUAGACUUUUUGUUAAUAUCACGUUUUCAGUUGUCUGGAUGAAUGUUGUGAUUUUUAAAGGAUACUUAAGUCAUCAGGCAAGCCAAAUUCCGGGUUUUUCUUAUCAAUUAGUGUUUUAUUACGAUCAUUAAACACUAAUUCAUGAUCAAGUUAUUUAUAUUUUUAUAGGAAUUAUGCCAGCGAAAAGAAUUGGAAGGUUAUUGGUGUCCGGUUACAAAACGACACUAUGAAUGUGAUCCUUAUACCGAACUUCAUGGAACUCAAAAAAUGUGGUAUUAUAUCAACAAAGGAUUGCUGAACUCGUCGAUCAUCUCAUGCGCCUCGGAAUUCUUUCCAGUUCUAUUGGUGACACAUUGGUUGGCUUGUGGUGGAGCAGAAGAACGAGCUGAGAAUAUUGAGAAACGGAUGAAGAGGAAAGAAGGAGUUCGAGGAAUGAUGAGAGAAUUUAUGAAGGAUGUUUCAAGAGUCUAUGUGGAUCAUUACGAAAGUCAAAAUGCUCCUUUAAAAAUUGCUAAAAUUGUCGAAGUAUUUUUCUGGAUUGUCACACCUGUUGUGAUGUUUUUAUCAGUUUUAAAGUAUCUUUUCUAUUUUUACUAUACACUCGAUUUCGAUGCUCUUGUAGCUGAGCAUUAUUUGGUGAAUGAUUAUAUUAAUCUAGCAGCUAAUAUUGUGCAAAUCAUCUUUUUCUCUGGGGUAAGAAAAAGGCUAUCAAGUUUCUGAAUACAAAUCUGAAAAAAAAUAUUUAAAUUGUAGCUCUACGGAUUUACCCUCACGAUCAAAAAUGAGAGAUUGGAUGCACAUCACAAGGCACAUUCUAGAGGUGAUAUCUCAAUUCUCUUUGGAUGUUGUAUUGUUUUAUUGAUCAAGCUGAUUUUGCAAUCAAUAGAAAUUGAAUAUCAACGUUUAGAUGGUUUUAUUAUUUUAUCCGAUGCUAUUAUUCAAAAUAUUAGUUUGGUUGUUGUUCAGGUGAGUUUCUAAAGAAAUCCAACCCAACUUUAUUCCAAGUUCAGAUAACUCAAUGGCUCCAAUAUUUCCUAAUUCGUCGACUUCUCCCACUUUCCGAUGCUGAUUGCAAAGCGACAAAGAAAUUCUUACCGUUGGCUGCGAUUGCUGGACUUCUUAUGGCUUGGGUGCAUUUUGGUGUCACAUUUUUUGAAACCUCUUUGCUCAAGUAUCAGUUGACCGAUGAGAAUUUCCAUUUCUCGAGUACAACCUUGAUUUGUAUGAUUUUCACACAAACUUUGUUCCCGGCUGAUUAUUUGUUCGCGUUUACAGGUAUCUCCAAAGUUGAUGAGAAUAAUAUUUUCAAAAAAUAUAUAAUUUUUAGUGAGUGGUUGCUACCUUGAAUUCCUUCAAAGAUAUUUGAACAUGGGAUAUUUCCAAUUAGGCGAACCUCGAAUUAUCAAAGAACAUCAUCAUAAUAAACACGGCGAAGCACAUAAAGAGGUAUGUAGGUACAACAUUAAAAAUUCGUCGUUAUCAAAACGAACUUGCACGUAAUAACUUUUAUUGGUUUUUCUAUCUAUUUUUUUUCCAGGAACCAUCAAAUCAAGAUAAAAUUGCUUCAAUGAUAUAUGCAGCAAGUGUUUUGCAUCGGAAAAGAUUCGAAACUUCAGCUACAUCGUCUUCCGAAGAAUCGAUGAAUAAGAAAUUCUGA
Molecule: messenger RNA, 2183 nt
Organism: Caenorhabditis angaria
Lineage: Eukaryota; Metazoa; Nematoda; Chromadorea; Rhabditida; Rhabditidae
Source: the annotation of a GenBank genome assembly